AGUGUGGUUUCAGCACGGUUUUGGAGCUUCCCAGCGAGCAGCACAAGCCAGUUUUAAAGUCACUCUCAGAGAAUUCCUUCACACCUAAUUUGCUGCAGAGCAUUUUCUUCUGUCUUGUUUGAUGUCCUGAGGAAACAGGGCGGGGGGCGAGGGGUGCUGCACUCCAAUCCUGGGACGGGGGGCGUCCAGAUUCCCACACUUUGCAGCUCAAAAGGAGUCAGGAGUUCCACUGGAGGUCUGAUGUGCAAGUUGGCUCCAGUCUUAUCUGUUUACAACUGAUAAGAAGAAAGCGGACCUUCCCGGGAGCAGGGGGUCCGCCUGCUCACCCCCCCACCCCCGCCUCCAGCGGCUCCCAGGCAACCCCUUCCAGCUGGGCCUUGUUAGCCAAGCAAACCUGGGCUCCUCUGUGGUGAAAUGCAAAACUCUUUUUCUAAGACCAUUAAGUAAAGGAGAACAAGUGACAGGAUGCUGAAAAAUAGGUCUCAGCAGCUUUAUCACCCCAAGGCCCUCAGCCCUUGCCCCGCUAGCUCUGACUUUAGAGCUUGAGCAAACAGCCAGAGAUGGGACAUUCCUUCGCUAUUUCUAGCCUCUCAAUCUGGUCUUGCUGGCAACACAUUUCUCCUCUUUCUGUUUCCAUUUAUAAAAAUGUGUAUUUUCAAAACCUUAUUUGACACAGGAAAUAUGAAGUCUGAGACUUGCUUUAAAAAACUCCCCAAGAAAAAAGUAUGGGGGAAAUGAGAUAAGACUAGCAGAGUUUGAUACCUAAUUGUUGAACUUGACUUGACUGGAUCACUAUCCUAGUGUUUUGCAUAUGUUUGAAAAUGUCCACAAUACAAAAAUGAGAUGAAAAAAACUGUGGGCGAAAUCAGGUUUUGAUACUACUUUUAAAACGUUGAUGUUAUCAGAAAGGUUUGGAUUCAAUAUCAUCCUGUAAACUGGAUGGUUUUAAAACUUCUUACUCAAAGAAAUACCUUCCUUGGCUUUGUGUACAACCCAUUUUAUUUACAUAGAAGUUUCUAUUGAUUUAAAGUCACAAAAUGUACUUUUAUAUAUAAGUAAAUUAUGCAGUUAACAAGCAAUAACCAUUAAGUUUAAAAGUGUAUUUGUCAUGACUCCCAUUACAGAGGUUUCAUGAAGGCGGGAAGCGUCAUUCUCUACAUAUUCUUCUGGUCGGGACCUGGUCCUGGCAGCCCACAGAGCCAGUCUUUGGGGAGCCUCACAGCCGCCACACUCAUCAGCUCCCUGUUCCUUUAUUUAACAGCCUCUUUAAUAAACCUCACAUUUAAAGGUUUAAAAAAUUAGAUCAGUAUCAAAGACUAAUUCAUCUUUGGAAGAAGCAUGCUACUUUUAGAAAGCAGGUUUUAAAUUAAAAUCACAGACUAAUUUGCACCAGAGCUGCAAGGUGUAGUCCUCCUUAGUGCUGAUAAAAGGGCCCCAGUCCCCAUUUUGGCAAAUAGAAAAAUUGAGACUUGAAAGGCCCCAAGUCAUUCCUUUCUUGGAUGCAGAGCAGGCUCAGGCAAUGGUGGGCGGCAGUUACCCUGUGCUCCAUGGUCUUCAGAUACGAGCACCCUGCAGGCUUCAGCUCAUAGAGUCUGUGCAUCUCAGUGUUUGUCAGAGAUCUAGCUGCCACAAGGGAUUUCGAUUCUAAGCCUCGGCUGCCUCAUCUUUACAUGGUGGAGAAGGGUGCUGUAUUAAGUGGGUAAUAUAUAUGACACAUUCACCAACAUGCUGGACCCAGAGAAAAAGUUCAGCCCGUGGAAAUACCAAUACAUCUUCAGAAAGAAGAAAGGGGGUGUUGAAAUGUCUCCUUUUAUAUUCAUGAUCCCCUCUGGUUCCAUCCCACACAGAGGCUCCCUUCUCUAGCUCACCAUCUCCCAGUACAAGGAAUACAAAAUAUAAAACCUCCAUGUUCCUAGGAAAACUUUUUGUUCCUGUUGGGGUUUUAAUUUUUUGGUGUUUGUUUUGUUUUUUUCAGUGAGGGAAAGGCUUGUUGCCAUGGUCACCAACGUGUCACGUCAGGGGUUGACCACUCUGCUGCUGUCAGCACUGUAAACACCAUCCGGGAGAGAGUCAGAGCAGGUCUCCACCCUCUCCUCCACCCCCUCCAGCUGGGCUCAUUGAGGGACAGUCCCUGAAGCUCUGCAUGGGGCCUGCCUGUCACGGCAGGCCAUCCCCUAACCAGCUUCCACAGCAGAACUCAGAGGUCCCCUUGAGGUCUGGUGGCUAGGCAGAGGGUAGGAAACAUCGACACCUUCCUUGCUAACCCACCCAAUGUCCUGAUGCAGGUGUUCCAGGACCUGGACUGAGGAUACCUUCAAAUACAAAAGCUGUUCAGACUCAACUUCUUGCAAACUGAUCUUCAGUGUACUGAUGAAAGGAGAUUCUCAUUCCAGACGUGUCAGUGGGAGAAUGACCUGGAGACACCCUGUUAGGCUUCUGCUUAUGAUCAGUUUGGCAUUACAGAUCAUUCAUUCUGGAAACAGCUAUCAAAUAGAGAAGCAUAAAGGUAAUACAGAAGAAAUUAACAAUGCGACCACCCAGAAACUCCAGCUGAAAACGCUCAACUGGACCUUGAAUAAUUUCAAGGAGGUGAAUGCCAGCGCAGAGGGCUGGAGUCCGGAUUCACCACCCUACUCCUGGUCUCUGGAAGAGCGUGCGCCCCCGCGGCCGCGCUGCUGCAGGAACGGCGGCACCUGCGUGCUGGGCAGCUUCUGCGUGUGCCCCGCCCCCUUCACCGGCCGCCACUGCGAGCACGACCAGAGGCAGAGCGAGUGCGGCGCCCUAACGCACGGAGCCUGGACCUUCCGCGGCUGCCGCCUGUGCAGGUGCUUGUUCGCAGCCCUGCACUGCCUCCCGCGCCAGACACCCGGCCGCUGCGACCUGAAAGACUUGCUUGCCUCCCGCCCCAACGGACAGUGCAAGCAGCGCACGCCGGGUUUGCUCCUCCUCCUGCCCGGCUUCCUCCUGCGGUGCCUCCUGGGUGACGCGGGCGCCUGCUGACCCGACGCUCGGGGCCCACCCGCACUUCUGCACCCCAGGCCCAGGGCGUCCCCAGCACAGCAGGAGCAAAUGGCCCAUGGGAAAGUCAGGCGUGGUGCAUCCUCUUUAAUUUUCUGUUGUAAGGAAUUUGUUUUGUUUCCUAUAAACUGAAGUAUUAGAUGAAUAUUUUUGUUUAAUAAACGUUUUUGUGAACUAGC
This is a messenger RNA of Manis pentadactyla (Chinese pangolin), 3197 nucleotides long. RefSeq names its product cryptic family protein 1B-like. The coding region runs from base 2371 to 3000 and encodes 209 amino acids. Gene Ontology annotation, molecular function: signaling receptor binding. The record is from RefSeq and is a predicted model, not a curated record. Gene Ontology annotation, biological process: anatomical structure development. Lineage: Eukaryota; Metazoa; Chordata; Mammalia; Pholidota; Manidae. Gene Ontology annotation, cellular component: cell surface; extracellular region. The transcript is spliced from 6 exons.